Molecule: messenger RNA, 1476 nt
Organism: Lentinula edodes (shiitake mushroom)
Lineage: Eukaryota; Fungi; Basidiomycota; Agaricomycetes; Agaricales; Omphalotaceae
Product: cyclophilin-like domain-containing protein
Exons: 3
Coding region: 29-1378 (449 amino acids)
Biological process (GO): protein peptidyl-prolyl isomerization
Cellular component (GO): nucleus
Molecular function (GO): peptidyl-prolyl cis-trans isomerase activity; RNA binding
Source: RefSeq, a predicted model, not a curated record
UCAUAUUUCGUCCUCUUGCCAUUAACCCAUGUCUGUUUUACUCGAAACUUCGCUCGGUGACCUCGUCAUCGACCUCGAGGUGGAUCUAUGUCCAAAGACAUGCGAAAAUUUCCUCAAAUUGUGUAAAUUAUACUACUAUAAUUUAAAUGCAUUCUUCAAUGUACAAAAAGACUUUCUCGCUCAAACCGGGGAUCCCACAGCAACCGGGACAGGAGGAGAAUCUAUCUGGUCGUAUAUAAACAACAAUUCACAAUCAUCCACGAGAACCGUACCGCGUUUUUUUACUCCCGAAAUUCUUCCCAAACUCAAGCACCAAACCAAAGGCACCGUAUCCAUGGCCGUUGCUCCCCCGUCCGAAUCCGGGGCUUUAGGCGGCUGUGCCAGCCAAUUCUUCGUCACCCUCGCUGACAGCACAGAAUACCUCGAUGGAGUCCACGCCGUAUUUGGACAUGUCGUCGAAGGACUAGAUACUCUAGAUAAACUCAACGAGGUGUUUGUGGGGAAAGAUUUCCGUCCAAUGAAAGAUGUGCGGAUACGACACGUCGUUAUACUCGAUGACCCAUUUCCUGAUCCUCCUGGGUUGGAACCUCUGAUUCCAUCAAAUCCACCGACAAAGCCACCGGAUGCUGGUUCGAAUUCGUUCUUUGGGAUUGGUGAAGAUGAAGAUCCGUUGGCUACUUUGCCCGAAGAGGAAGAAGAGAAGAAGCGCAGAGAGGCUGCUGCGAAGAGUUCUGCACUUACACUGGAGAUGGUUGGUGAUUUACCUUUUGCGAAUGUUCGUCCGCCGGAGAACGUGCUAUUCGUCUGUAAGUUGAACCCGGUGACGAGAGACGAGGAUCUGGAGUUGAUUUUCUCGAGGUUUGGGGUCAUAAUGAGUUGUCAGGUUAUCAGAGACAAGAAGACGGGGGACAGUUUACAGUAUGCCUUUAUCGAGUUUGAUAAGAGGGAGGAUGCGGAGCAGGCCUACUUCAAAAUGCAAAACGUUCUUGUAGACGACCGCCGUAUAUGGGUCGACUUUUCGCAAUCGGUUGCUAAAGCAAACGACUACUGGUCCAACGAUAUAACUCGCGGUCCCGGGAAGAAGCGAGGACUCGGGCUUGGUUCUGGAUUUGGUGGACGCGAGGAUCUGGUUCAGACAAGGCGGUACCGUGACGACGGCCAUGACAAGCGUGAAAGAGGAGGAGGGCGAGGAGAGUAUGGUAUGGUCUUCGAUGUACCAUCUAGCGAUUCGCGGCGGAAAGACCGAGAUAGAGAUUCGAGGAAACGGAGUCGUAGUCCGGAGAGAGAAAGGAGACGGAGUGCUAGUCCAAGGUGGAACGACCGGCGGGAUAGGGAUAGGGAUAGGGACUAUGAGCGGCGGAGAGAUAGGAAGAGAUAGUUCAAACCCUCGUCCGUUCAAAUGGUUUGUACCGACGACUCUGUAUCUUUUUGGUAUCGUUUAAAACUCUGAUCAGAUUUAAGGAUGUCUUCGAGGGG